AUGCCCGGGCAAUCAAAACUGACUGUCCUACGGCGACACAUUGUUGUCGUCCUUAUUAUCACCUUCAUUGUUAUCUCUCUCUGCUAUGUGCAUAUCACCUCUAACCAAAGCUUCUCACACGCCCUACGGACCACAGGGAGAUUCACCCUCUCAUUUUCAAAUUUCUCCCGAACCAGCUCCAUCUCCCAGCAAACAGAAGAGAUUUCAGAAGAGGGAUCAUGGCCCUCGUUCCUGCCACCUCCAGAUCCCCUGCCCACUCCAAACUUUCACCCCGGAGCACCCAAACCCCCCGGAUCCAACUACUCCAGAGCCCUAAUCAUACCCCGCUUGAAGUCCGAGUACGUGAACUGGAUCUCUCAGCUCAAGGAUGUAGAGCCCUUCGUCUACGUCGUCGACGACCCCUCCGCGUCUCUCCACCCGCCCCUCAACAAGGGCCACGAAGUCAUGGUCUACCUCACGUACCUCAUCGACAACUACGACAACCUCCCAGACAUCAUGAUAUUCAUGCACUCCCACCACAAGUCUUGGCAUAACGAAGAGCCCCUGGACUCCGACGCCAUCCUGCACGUCAACAGCUUGAGCAACGAGCACGUCACCCGCCAAGGAUACGUGAACCUGCGCUGUGACUGGCAGCCCGGCUGCCCGGACUGGAUGCAUCCCCGGGACACGUGGGAAGACGCCAUCAAGCAGGAGCAGAUUUUCAUCUCGAGGUCAUGGAAAGAGCUUUUCCCGCGCGUGGAGUUGCCCCAGGUCCUCUCGCAGCCGUGCUGUGCACAGUUUGCUCUCACGCGCGAGCGGGCACGAGCCAUCCCGCGGUCCAGAUACGUGUUUUUCCGCGACUGGAUGUUGCGCACGGAGCUGAGUGAUUUCAUCUCAGGCCGUGUGUGGGAGUAUCUAUGGCAGGUGGUCUUCGCAGGGCAGCACGUCUUGUGCCCCGCAGAGCACGUGUGCUACUGCGACGCAUACGGUUUGUGUUUUGGCGGCGUCCCUGGCUUAGAUCGGUACAGAGAUCUGGUGAGACAGAAGAGUGAAAAGGAGAUGGAACUGAACAAAUUGUGGAAGGAAAUGGAUGGUGUUAAAGGGGCGGUGAAGGAGGAUAACCUCCCCCAAGAGAAGGUGGAGAGGAUGAGGACGUUGGGGGAAGGAGAUUAA
Molecule: messenger RNA, 1152 nt
Organism: Paracoccidioides lutzii Pb01
Exons: 1
Coding region: 1-1152 (383 amino acids)
Source: RefSeq, a predicted model, not a curated record